Helobdella robusta is the source of this 363-nucleotide messenger RNA. RefSeq lists its product as hypothetical. Bases 1 to 363 code for a protein of 120 amino acids. The record is from RefSeq and is a predicted model, not a curated record. The transcript is spliced from 2 exons. NCBI's taxonomy places the organism in Eukaryota, Metazoa, Annelida, Clitellata, Rhynchobdellida, Glossiphoniidae. Gene Ontology annotation, cellular component: mitochondrion.
AUGAACUCGAAGUUGAAUUUUUUCGUGGCCCUGUUCAGAAGAAAUUUUGUGAGCAUCGCCUUCCCAUCUUGUGUUUGUUGGUCCAUCUACGCAGAUUGGUCACACACCAGAAAUUACAAAUUAGCGAAAGCCAGGGAAGCCAUUAAGGAUAGUGAAUUGAUCACUCAGAAAAUGCCCUUCAUAAGGCCAGGUGCCCUAACAAAAGAUUUAGUGAACAAAUUAGUGUCGGUGGGAGUGCCCAUGUCGGCAUUGGUUGUUGGUUGGUACCUGGAUAAGUUGAACGACGAGAGGUACAGGUCAUAUCAUAACAAGAGUGCCCUCUAUGGAGGUAGGGAUCUCAAACCUGGUGAAAGAUUGUGGUGA